Molecule: messenger RNA, 1325 nt
Organism: Pangasianodon hypophthalmus (striped catfish)
Lineage: Eukaryota; Metazoa; Chordata; Actinopteri; Siluriformes; Pangasiidae
Gene: crdh
Product: retinol-DH_like_SDR_c domain-containing protein
Exons: 7
Coding region: 76-1089 (337 amino acids)
Source: RefSeq, a predicted model, not a curated record
GGCACAUGAGCAGGCAAGAGUUGGGAAGUUAGUUCUGUUGGAUGGCAACACUGAGAUCUCCUCUUUGCAUAUGACAUGAAUCUAUAUAUCUCUGUUUAUCAGCUGUGGGAGGAAAUGAAGUUGAAUCAUCUGGCUAAAUAUGGGGCAAUAACUGCGGCUACAGUUAUUAGUCUGGCUGUGUUGAGAAAGUGGAUUGCAGGUGGAGUUUGCUACAGUCGUGUGCGAUUAGAUGGCAGGACUGUUGUCAUCACUGGUGCCAACACUGGCAUUGGAAAAGAGACAGCACAGGAUAUGGCUAAGAGAGGAGCACGUGUCGUGAUGGCUUGUCGAGACCUCUCAAGGGCAGAGAAGGCUGCAGAAGAGAUACGCAGCUCCACAGGAAAUGGUAACGUGGUGGUACGGCAUUUGGACUUGGCCUCCUUCUUCUCAGUACGACAGUUUGCACAGGAAUACAUUGCCACAGAAGACCGAUUGGACAUACUAAUCAACAAUGCUGGAGUGAUGAUGUGUCCCCACAGUCUAACAGUGGAUGGCUAUGAAACUCAGUUUGCUGUCAAUCAUUUGGGCCAUUUCCUCCUGACUGUUUUGCUCCUGGACAUGCUGAAGACAUCAGCCCCUAGCCGCGUAGUCAACGUGUCCAGCAUUGCUCAUAAAGGGGGAAAGAUUCGCUUUAAUGAUCUCAACUUCAUCAGAACACCAUAUGACUCCUUGGUUAGCUACAAGCAGAGCAAACUUGCAAACGUGCUGUUCACCAGAGAGCUAGCACGUCGGACCAAAGGAUCUGGAGUAACAGUGUAUGCACUGCACCCUGGAGUGAUCCACACUGAAUUGGGCCGGUAUAUCCAGACACGCUACCCUGUGCUCAGCACCCUUUUAUUCAUUCCUGCCCUCCUCCUGAUGAAGACCCCUAAGCAGGGAGCUCAGACCUCUAUCUACUGCGCUGUUACAGAGGGGCUGGAAAACUACAGUGGCUGCUACUUUAGUGAUUGUCAGCUGAAGGAGCCAGCACCGGAGGCUAAAGAUGACGUUGCUGCAGUCAGACUUUGGGAUGUGAGUUCUCAACUGGUAGGCUACAAAGAAGAAGACUGACAUCAGCCAGGAUCCAAAGAAACAGUGAUCUUCCAUCACCAUCAUAUGCCUGCAGUGUAUUUCUGUUUUGUUCUUAACAUCAGUUUGUUCUGUCUUAAAGAUCAGGCUUCUCUGUUCCUAUGUUUUUAAAUUAGUUUAAAGGUUCCAGUAAACAAAAUCAUCAGAUACGUGGUACAGUUCAUAAAACUUCAUAAAACUUGACAUUUAUUUUGUUGAAUUAAACUCCCAGACUCAGA